AUUCGUGGCAUUUCUAUCUGCAACUGAACGUGACCGCUGGUGUUCUAACUGGAAUUAAAUUUACUCGCUACGUUUCUAAACAGUGUUCCCUACUGGUAACUAUGGUAACCACCUAGCGUUUUAAGCCAAUUACAAUCGACUAUUCUCAGCAUAUGUUCUCCGUAGAGACGCUUCGCCAUCUUGAAUUUAGUAAAAGUUGCAGACAGCCAUCGACACAGUCGCCUUAACAAACACAAAACAACCAAGAUAUGAGCGGCUCUAACUCUCGAAACAAGACUGCAGCCACAGUCAAAGGACCGGACACCGAUAUCGGCCCAACUGCAAAUUCCAGGGAGCGAAAGUCCGGUGGAGGUGUACUGAAGAGACUCAAAUCGCGACGAAAUCAAACCGAUAAACAGCGGCCUGUUAUUACAGAAGAAGAGCUAAGGGCGCUAGGAAGACACAUCACACCGGACGAAGUCCUUGGUCUGCGUGCUGUUACACGGGAUUAUCUAUGUAAACCUGAGGACAAUGUCUACAAUAUUGACUUCACACGUUUCAAGAUUAGAGAUCUGGAGACUGGGACAGUGCUCUUUGAGAUUGCUAAACCUCACAACUGUGGUAAACUCAAAUGUCUUGCCCAGCAUGAAGUUUCAACUUUUCCACCACACUUUUGGCACAGCAUAAAUAGCUUGGAUAGGCCACAUCUUAAAGACCCUGAAGAUGAGGAAGAAGAGAAUGGAGACGUAGACACCAGUGCUGGGCGCUUUGUGCGGUAUCAGUUUACGCCGGCCUUCCUCAGACUGCGGACUGUUGGUGCAACAGUCGAGUUCACUGUGGGGGACCGGCCUGUUAACAGCUUUCGCAUGAUAGAGAGGCAUUAUUUCCAGGAUAAAGUUCUCAAGAACUUUGACUUUGACUUCGGAUUCUGCAUCCCAAACAGCUGCAACACUUGCGAACAUAUCUAUGAGUUUCCCCAGCUCCCUGAGGACCUCAUUUGCCUAAUGGUGGAGCACCCGUAUGAGACCAGGUCAGACAGCUUCUACUUUGUGGACAACAAACUGAUCAUGCACAAUAAGGCAGACUACGCCUACGAUGGGGGCGAGUAGUGCCUGAAUAUUAGCGUCUUGUGUGCAAUGCAACGCAACGCAGCGGUCACAUUGCCCCAGAACACAACCACAAUAUAGCCCUUUUGGGAACAGGAGUAUACUUUCUCCACUUCAGACAUUCCAACAAACUUUACCAGCCCCCGGUUUGGGAAAACAGGACCAUGUCUGCCUUCAAAACAAGUUGAUCGUUUAUUUGUUACCUCGUACCCCUCUGUUGCUGGGACUCAUAGGAAACUUUUGUCAAUCACUCUUUUGUAAUGUUGAACAUGUUUUUCUUUUCGAACAUUUAAAUGGUUACUUUUAAUACGUAUUAUUUUAAUCUGCCUUGAGUUAGUUCAGUAUUUGUUGCAAUAUCCUUGUUUUUGUUGGAAUACAUUUAGGCAUAUCUUGUGGGUUUGUGUAACUAAUCAGCCUAAUGAUCUAAUACACUCAUUCAAAUUUAAUAAUAUUAGUUUCAAGGGUUGCCAUCUCCCUGGUGAAAGGCCACUCUGUUACCAAACGGCUCUACAGAGGGAAUCUGGAACUUUACAUGAUCCCAAAGUGAAUGUUGAAUACUGGAUAUUUUUAGCCCGUAAGAUGAACACUGGUUGAAGUUGAGCAUGUUGUUAUUUUGUCUACACAACAAUAGUUGACAGAUGGCAAUCCAAUUGCAACUUUUUGAUACCACCUAAUUUGAUUGAACAAGUAAAUACAUUUUUGCUACUCAUUGUGCUCUAGUAACAAUCAUUAUCCUUUGCUGUGUCUUUCCUCCUCAGAUAGUCUCACAGCUGAAUAUUUAGCCCACUAACAAAUGCUCAAAGACUUAGAAAUCUUGCCUUGAUAGAAGCUGUAUUAUUCAUAUUGGGUGUCCCAUUUCACCUCUAGCUGUAUAUACAACCAAUAAUCCCUGUUGGCUAUGAGACAUUUUUGUAUUAACUGCCAUUGGUAGUAAGUCACAGAUGGCACCCCUGGCCUUUUCAUGUUGUUAGCAUUUGUGACAGUGCUGUAAAUUUACUUGCAGUGUGUUUGUGCCUGCUGGAGUGAUACUGGGCCUCCCAACACUAAAUUAAACCUCUCCAUGGGCCUUUGUAUUCAGACUGUUAAACUCGAGGCUUUGUGUGUGAGAGAAAUCCCUGUCAAGUCCAGCUGUCGAUCAGCUGUGCUCUGCUACACAUCUCCAACACUCAUCAACAGUAAAAAAAGAAGGCUGGAAGAGAUUUUGUGGGUAAAAUAUUUUUCGGCUAUGAAAUGAUAACUACAGGUCAAUGCUCAGUGGAAGGUAUGUGAUGAUGAUCACUUUCUAGACUUGUGAUAUGUGUAUUUUUUUUUUAUUAAAAAUUACAGUUGCUGAUGGAAAAUUG
Molecule: messenger RNA, 2428 nt
Organism: Oncorhynchus kisutch (coho salmon)
Lineage: Eukaryota; Metazoa; Chordata; Actinopteri; Salmoniformes; Salmonidae
Product: protein unc-119 homolog B
Exons: 5
Coding region: 249-1088 (279 amino acids)
Biological process (GO): cilium assembly; nervous system development; lipoprotein transport
Cellular component (GO): cilium
Molecular function (GO): lipid binding
Source: RefSeq, a predicted model, not a curated record